Molecule: messenger RNA, 5484 nt
Organism: Aspergillus wentii DTO 134E9
Lineage: Eukaryota; Fungi; Ascomycota; Eurotiomycetes; Eurotiales; Aspergillaceae
Product: HECT-type E3 ubiquitin transferase UFD4
Exons: 7
Coding region: 1-5484 (1827 amino acids)
Biological process (GO): protein polyubiquitination; proteasome-mediated ubiquitin-dependent protein catabolic process
Cellular component (GO): nuclear speck
Molecular function (GO): ubiquitin protein ligase activity
Source: RefSeq, a predicted model, not a curated record
AUGUCCUCCAGAAUUACUCGUUCAGCCGCACGACUCGCUGCAGACACCUCGUCCGCCGGCUCCGGCCCCUCUCCCUCGAUUCCCGCCGCUGGUUCGGCUCCGUCCCGGAAGCGCAAGGCCUCGACUCGACGUGAUCGUUCCCUCGACGCCCCGGAACAACAGCCAAAUCCCCCCUCCCCACCCCGGAGAGCCAAGAGACAGCGGAUUGCACCUCCCCCCGAGACGGCUGCCGCGCCCGCUGGUCCCCGCCGUGGUACCCGAAACCGCAACGCUAUGUCCCAACCCGGUCCAUCUUCGCAUCCCACGGAGGAUCCCUCGAGAAACCCAAUAUCCUCGCCUCCACAAUCCAGACGCAAGUCUAGCCGAAAUGGAAAAGUAUCGCAGGAACGCUUGUCAACAACACAAUCUCCCCCGCGUCGACAAAAGAAGCGACAGACCAGGACUAACCCCGAUACGAUCAUGAAAGAAGCGGAAGAGGAGUUAGAAAGCCCAGAUCAAAAAGAGGAACGGGAUCCAUCCCCACCUAGUGAAAGCAACGAUGGCACAAAUCCUUCUGUCCUCGACGAUGAUGACGACGACGAUGACGAUGGAGAUCCUUUUCACAAUAGCUUGUUUGGGUCCCGGAGCCCCCUGGGCCUCCAAAGUACCCUGCGUGCACUCAGCGGCAUGAUGUCGGGCAUGUCCUCUCGCCUCCGAGAUAUCCUUUCCAACCUGAGAAUGAAAGACGACCCCUCCAUCCAACUGAUUGCACUGCAAGAGCUGUCUGAUCUUCUUCUUGUUUCAAACGAAGACAACUUGUCCGGCCAAUUCUCUCCAGAUCCCUACGUAAAGGAGCUGGUUUCCUUGAUGCAGCCUAACGAUUUUGGAGAAGAAAACCCAGAGAUAAUGCUGCUUGCUUGUCGAUGCCUGGCUAAUUUGAUGGAGGCCCUAAGAGGCUCUGUGGCGAAUGUUGUUUACGGAGGGGCAGUGCCGAUCUUGUGCCAGAAGCUCCUUGAUAUCCAAUUCAUCGAUCUGGCCGAGCAAGCCCUCAGUACCCUUGCUAAGAUCUCUGUCGACUUCCCUGCAUCCAUCGUGAGAGAAGGCGGACUGACAGCUUGCUUGACAUAUUUGGAUUUCUUCCCGACCAGCACUCAGCGUACUGCAGUGACUACGGCUGCCAACUGUUGCCGCAAUCUCCCUCACGACGCGUUCCCGGUUGUUCGCGACGUGAUGCCGACCCUUCUCAACGUGCUUUCCAGCAAUGAUCCCAAGGUUGUUGAGCAAGGCUGUCUGUGUGUGUCCCGAAUUGUGGAGAGUUUCAAACACAAGCCGGAAAAGUUGGAGGAGCUGAUCGAGCCCGCAAUGCUGAAAGCUGUACUUCGUCUCCUGCUUCCUGGCACUACAAACCUGAUCGGACCGCACAUCCACACCCAGUUCCUUCGUGUUCUUGCCAUCGUAUCCAAAGCCAGCCCCCGUCUGUCAGUCGAGCUGCUCAAGAUGGAAGUGGUCGAUACCCUGUAUCAAAUUCUUACCGGGGUUUCUCCGCCCCAGAGCGUGGAGAACACCGCAGUCAAGAUGGACAGCGUGCUCGUCAUGCAAGCUUUAAUUCAUCGCCCAAGGGAACAGGUAUUCGAGACCCUCAAUGUCAUUUGUGAGCUUCUACCUGGAGUUCCAAGCCGACAGGGCCAGCAAGCGGACGGUAUGCUGGGUGCCUAUCUGGACAGCAAUAUGGAUGUUGGGUCGAAGUCGCCGAAAGCGAAGGAAUUGCUCGAGAAAAGACGGUCUCUCUUGAUGGAUUGCAAGACUGAACUCAAGCGGUUUGCCAUGAUUUUGUUACCAACUCUGACUGAUGCUUACUCUAGCACUGUCAAUCUUGGGGUUCGACAGAAGGUUCUUAUCGCUCAGCUAAAGAUGCUUCAUAACCUAGAUGCUACUGUAGUAGAAGAAGCUCUGCGCACUGUCCCGUAUGCCUCGUUCCUUGCUUCUAUUCUGUCACAGAAAGACCAUCCGUCAUUGGUCUCGUCAGCUCUGAGGUGCGCCGAGCUUCUGUUCCAGAGGCUCGAAAAUGUCUAUCAACACCAAUUCCAUCGUGAGGGCGUCAUAUCCGAAAUUGUAAAACUAGCAGAGGGCCCCUUGUCAACCGAAAAACAACACCGUGACUCGCCCGCUGCCGCUGCCACGGGCUCAUCCGACAAUACUCAUCAGGAGCCCAAUGCAACUGAUCGUGACGCCGCUAAGGGAGAUGGCACCCCAGAGGAUGGUGCUCCAGCUGAUUUUGACGGUAAUGACGCGAUGGAUGAAGACGACGAGCAAGAUGACGAUAGGGAUGAAGAUAAUGAGGAUAUGUCGGACUCCGAAAGCUCUUCUUCUUUCUCCGGCCAAAUUCUCUUCGCCAAAAUGGACAACGCUAUCAAGGAUCUCGUCAUCCGUGAUGCUCGUGCUUUCCUUGAAGUCUACGAGGCCAGCAACGGCUAUGCCGUUCGGGACAAAGCGCUUGAGAUCCUGAAUAAAUUGCAGGCCCUGGCUGCAGAGAUAGAAACUUGCUAUUUUGGCAACGGAGAUGGAAAUGGCCUUCCGCUGUUCAAAAAAUUGGCUUCAUAUUUCGACGGUGAUGCCUUGGAAAGUAUGACCAGCUCUGAACUGCUUAAUUCAAACAUCAUCAAAGUCCUUCUGGAUGUCUUUGGUGAUUUUCAAUCCGCAUCCAUGCGUGAGGCCCGUGCUGCUUUUCUGCAGGCGUUCAUGGGGUCAAGAAUCUCUGAAAAGGCCCAAAGCCAGAGUACUGCCACUACACCAUUUAGUGUGCUAAUCCAGAAGCUGCAGGACCUGCUCAGCCGGACUGAGCAUUAUGAAGUGCUUACUGUCAGCCACAACUCACUGGAGAACACACGGAGCAAUGCAGCCUACAUGCUGGGCAAGCAGCUGAGACUCAAAUUGGUAGCAGAUGAUGAAUCCGAAAUACCCCGUGCAUACAGAAACAUUAUGGUUUCUAUCCAUGCCAUCGCGACUUUCAAGUCCCUGGAUGACUUCCUUCACCCGAGGAUCAGCCUGUCAGACCGCCCAAGACCGUCGCGCACCCGUGAUACGAUUCUGUCCCAGAUUGCCAAUGCAGCACGGCUUCGAGAUCAGCUUGCCGGUGGCAAUGAAUUGCCAGGCAGUGAAACUUCAAACCCGCUACGAUCGUCCACGAGUACCAACCAACCUCCCCAAGCAGACAAUUCCAACGCUGGCACGAAAGACUCAACGGCCGAAAACCGAGAGCGCCCAACAAGGCCCAGGAGGUCUGGUCGACACCAACCUGCUCAGACAGAGGAAGAAAACGGUGAGGAGCCAUUGGAAUGUGCAGACGAAAGGCAAUUGAGCGAAGAGGAAGAGGAAGAGGACGACGAUGGUGAUGAGGAUGAUGCUCUCAAUGCUAUCGUGGAUGAUCUGGAUGACGACCUCUCCGAUGACAACGUUCAUGACCCGACUGCUGUUAACAUGGAAGUGGCUUCCACGGGCAAGGUGACUGCUCGGAAGGAAGAUGGGACUCGUGUCGCAACCCCAUCUCAGUCUACACCAGCGUCCAAGUCGUCGUCGUCAGCACCCGGCUCUGCGUUGAAUCAAAUGGGAAGCAGCAGCUCGUUGGCCAUGGCUGGCCGUCCGUUUUCGUAUGCCGCCGCCAUGGCUUCUCCCCCUCAGGACUGGCAUCUCGAAUUUAGUGUAGAUGGCAACCCGGUUUCAAGCGAGACAACAAUCUAUCGCGCCGUCCACCACAAUCGUGAGCAGGUGGAAUCCAACGCACGGAACGUUUGGUCCGCUGUUCAUACUGUUCAAUUCAAGCGGGUGCCAGGACCACCCCCUGCGGAGCCUUCUACGCUCAAUUCCAGCCUCUCCGAAGCCUCGUCGAAGGGCGACAGUCUCGCUAUGCCACCAUCGCUCGACAAAGACUCGAUCACAUCCUCGAUUCUUCGCCUGCUGCGCGUUCUCCACCAAAUGAAUGUGACUCUUGAUGAUAUCAUAGCUGAAGCCAAGGAGUUGAUCGCACUCAAGCCAGAGUCAUUGGCCCAGUUUAUUAACACGAAGCUUACCGCCAAGCUCAAUCGACAGCUGGAGGAGCCAUUGAUUGUUGCUAGCAGCUGCCUUCCUAGCUGGAGUGAGGAUCUCGCUCGCGUCUUUGCUUUCCUUUUCCCAUUCGAGACACGUCACCUAUUCCUGCAGUCGACAGCCUUUGGUUAUUCACGAGCGAUGAUGAGAUGGCACAACUCCCAGAAUGAAAACGACAGCCGCAUGGACCGUCACGCGGAACGGCCAUUCCUUGGACGACUCCAGCGACAAAAGGUGCGGAUCUCGAGAACUCGCAUUCUAGAAUCUGCGAUGAAGGUAAUGGAGCUUUAUGGAUCGUCGCCCAGUAUACUUGAGGUGGAGUAUUUUGAGGAAGUUGGUACAGGACUGGGCCCUACUUUGGAGUUCUACUCCACUGUUUCCAAGGAGUUCUCCAAGAAGAAGCUUAAGAUCUGGAGAGAAAACGAUUGCAUGAAUGACUCUGAGUAUGCUUUUGGAAAGCGUGGUCUAUUCCCGUCUCCCAUGAGCGAAGAGCAGGCGUCUCAAGAAUCUGGGAAGAAACAGUUGCAAUUGUUCAAGAUUCUGGGCAAAUUUGUUGCCCGGUCGAUGCUGGACUCCAGAAUCAUCGAUGUUUCUUUCAACCCAGCUUUCUUUAGAAUUGCCGAUAGCUCAUCUUUUGUUGCGCCAUCACUCGGAACAGUUAAGGCAGUUGAUCAGGAUCUUGCCAACUCUCUACUUCUCCUCAAGCGAUUUGCCAAUGCCAAGAUUGCCAUUGACCAAAAUAAGGCGCUCUCCGCCGCUCAAAAGGCGCAAGCUCUCCUUGAUGUUGAGAUUGAUGGAGUGAAGGUCGAAGACCUAAGCCUGGACUUCACUUUGCCAGGAUAUCCUUCAAUCGAGCUGGUCAAUGAUGGUUCCAAUGUUUCCGUCACAAUAGAAAACGUUGACUUGUAUGUGGACCGGGUGGUUGAUAUGACCUUGGGUAGCGGCGUUCAACGCCAAGUGGAAGCAUUCCGAACGGGAUUCUCUCAAGUAUUCCCUUACUCGGCCCUCCGGGCCUUUACCCCCAGCGAGCUUGUUAUGCUGUUUGGACGGGUAGAAGAAGAUUGGUCAAUUGAAACUCUUAUGGACUCGAUUAAAGCAGACCAUGGUUUCAACAUGGACAGCAGGAGUGUGCGAAACUUGCUCCAGACGAUGAGUGAGCUGAGCACGCAACAACGACGGGACUUCCUACAGUUUGUUACGGGUAGUCCAAAGCUUCCAAUUGGAGGCUUCAAGAGUCUCAUACCCAUCUUUACAGUCGUUUGCCGACCCAGCGAACCACCAUACACGCCAGACGACUAUCUGCCCAGUGUCAUGACGUGCGUGAAUUACCUCAAGUUGCCCGACUACAGCAGCUUGGAUGUUCUUCGAGAACGGUUGUCCGUGGCGAUCAAAGAAGGCCAGGGAGCCUUCCAUCUGUCGUGA